Molecule: messenger RNA, 564 nt
Organism: Caenorhabditis remanei
Lineage: Eukaryota; Metazoa; Nematoda; Chromadorea; Rhabditida; Rhabditidae
Exons: 3
Coding region: 1-564 (187 amino acids)
Source: RefSeq, a predicted model, not a curated record
AUGAAUCGUCCUUUUCUACUCCUUCUCAUAAGUUGCACAAUAUCCGUUCAAGCAAUGUUCAAACCAAUUCGUCAUGUAUAUUACGGUGGAGAUGACAACUGCGAAGAAUCGAAAACAACGACGACGACUUCUGGAGCUUCAACUACAAUGAAAUGGGAAUAUUCCUGUGAGCCUGGAUGGAAAACUUUUCAGAGAACACCUUCUGUUUAUAAUGAUAACACUGGAAUUUUGUGUGUAAAGUUCGUGCCGGCACCUUCAAAGAAAAACAUUUCUAUCAACGAAGCUGAAACACUCUGUAAAGAAAACAACGGAGAAUUGACUGCUUUUGAGAACGAAAACGAACGUUUGGAGAUUCUCGUGGAAGCUCAAAAAUAUAUGAUCAAUGAGCUGGAACGGUCAUCCGGGGCAAUCGCAAUUGCUGGGAAAAGUAUCGCAGAGUGUAAAAGCAUGACUUCAAAACUUCCUGAAAUUUGUUCUGAUAACACGAAAGCCUACACUCUUCCGGAAUCAUCAAAAACGAAUCCACAGCAGAGAAGUGUGGGGGUGUAUUUGGGUGCGUUUUAA